AAAACAAAACUACAGAAUCUUUAAUCUUGGAAUGAAUAUGUCAACAAACACAUAAACUAAGGAGGAACUGCCCUGAGACGAGUAAGUUAACAUCUUUGAAGUGGUCAAGGGUCUGAAACCAUGCCUGUGGGGAAAAUGCUGGGUAGCUAUCCCACCAGCUAAAAAAGACUCUGUCCCUAUUCACCUUCAGUGCCACCCGCCCCUUUCUUCAAGGGACUCCUUGGGCCUGGGACUCCAGGGAUACCGGUGGUUCCUGGAGCCAAUAAGCGCCGAGUGUACCCCAGCAACCCUGCUCCGAACGCCGCCCUCCUCCAAGCCCACUCGGGAAAGAGUCUGCGAACUCCGAGCCUACGAACUCCGAGCCUCUGCGCCGCUGGCGACGGAGCACCGCCCCCUUCCUCCACACGCACAAGUGGCCCGACCCGAAUAGGAGGAGUCAAUACAGUAAAAAUAAAAGCUCCACCACCCGCGAGCCGCUACCUAAGAAGGGCCGACAUUGUGCUGAGAGCCAAUUGGAGGAAAAUCCCAUCUCCAGGCUUCUCGGUCCUUCCAAAGGAGUGAAAUUAUCCAAUGGUCCGAGGAGCUGCAGGUGUGACUGAUGGGAAUGAAGUGGCCAAGGCCCAGCGGGCAGCUCCUGGGGGAGCAGCCCCAACCAUCUUCUCCCGGAUCCUGGAUCGAAGCCUCCCAGCUGACAUUCUAUAUGAGGACCAGCAGUGUCUUGUAUUCCGUGAUGUGGCCCCUCAGGCUCCUGUGCACUUCCUGGUCAUUCCUAAGAAGCCCAUUCCCCGGAUUAGCCAGGCUGAAGAAGAAGACCAGCAGCUUUUAGGACACCUUCUCCUUGUGGCAAAGAAGACAGCAAAGGCUGAAGGACUGGGAGAUGGAUACCGACUUGUGAUCAACGAUGGGAAGCUGGGUGCACAGUCUGUGUAUCACCUGCACAUUCAUGUACUUGGGGGCAGACAGCUCCAGUGGCCUCCAGGUUGAACCUACCAAAGGACCAAGGACCCCAGACUUGGAUGCUUGGACGGGGUAGGGAAAUAACAGGACCCAAUGAUGCCAAUAAACUUGUUCUCCCUCAA
Messenger RNA from Sus scrofa (pig), 1079 nucleotides. It is a transcript of the gene HINT2, whose product is annotated as histidine triad nucleotide binding protein 2. Gene Ontology annotation, molecular function: catalytic activity. The record is from RefSeq and is a predicted model, not a curated record. NCBI's taxonomy places the organism in Eukaryota, Metazoa, Chordata, Mammalia, Artiodactyla, Suidae.